AUGGCCGGCGACACGCAGCCAUCAACGGCUGCGCCUGCGGCCGACAAGGCCGACAAGGCCGACAAGGUCGAACCAACCACGGCUGAGGCCGCAUCCGCAUCCGCACCCGCGUCCGAGCCGGCGCCUGCGCAAGUCGUGGAAGCCGCCCCGGAGGUGGACGACCUUGCCGCUGCCGACGGUGAUGGAGACGCCGACGCCGAGGCCGACGCCGACGAAGAGCGCGCCGCGGACCACGUCCCCAUGGCCAGCCGCCUGUCCCUCAUAUCGUGGGGCGACGGCAGCGCGCCGUCCGUGCCCGCCAUUGACGACAGCAGCAGCGACGGUGUCGGCGGCAGCGGCACAGGCGACGGCGGCAGCGUCGGCGGCGGCGACCGAGACGACGUCGACAGCUUGUACGACAGCGAGCGCGCGUCGAGCAUCUUGAAGUCGACGACGACGUCGCUGCGCUCCAGCAUGUACGACUAUGUCGAGGAGAACGGGCGGACGUACCACCGGUACAAGGAGGGCAAGUAUCCGCUGCCCAACGACAUCCAGGAGCAGGCGCGGCUGGACCUGCAGCACGCCAUUUUCUUGUUGAUGGCCCACGGCAAGUCGUACCUGUCGCCCAUUGACAAGCCGAAGCGGGUGCUGGACGUGGCCACGGGCACAGGCAUCUGGGCGAUUGAGUUUGCCAUCGAAUUCCCCGAAUCGCAGGUUAUCGGCACGGACUUGAGUCCCAUCCAGCCCGAAUUCAUCCCGCCCAACUGUACCUUUGAGGUCGACGAUGCCGAGGACGAGUGGUCGUUUGACCAGCCGUUCGACUACAUCCACGGCCGCGCCCUCAUCAGCUGCUUCCGCAACCCGGCCACCGUCAUCAACUCGGUGUAUGCCAACCUUGUGCCGGGCGGCAUCCUCGAGCUGCAGGACGGCAACUUCCCGCUCAAGUUUGCCAGCCCGCCGCCGCCCAACUGCGCGCUGAAACGGUGGAUCGACCUCAUUACCGAGGGCGCCGAGCUGUCCGGCCGGCCCUGGACCAACGUGAAGCACUACCCGCGCUUCAUGAAGGAGGCCGGGUUCGAGAACGUGGUGGAGCGCAAGUUUUACUGGCCCGUGAGCCCGUGGCCCAAGGGAUCGUACUACAAGACGCUGGGCGCGUAUGUGCAGCAGGACCUGCUCAACGGCAUGGAGGGCCUGUCGCUCAAGCUGCUCGGUCUGCUGGGGUGGUCGCUCGAGGACAUCAGGGCGUUUGUGGCCGAGGUGCGGCGGGACCUGCUCGACACGUCGAUCCACGCGUACAUUGAGGUCAGCAUGACCUGGGGCAACAAGCCCAAGACUGCGUCUGCCACGGCGGAGGCCACGACGGAGGCUACGACGGAAGCCACGACGGAAGCCACGACAGCGGAGACAGCGCCGACAGAGGCUGCGCCCACGGAGACCAAGACCACGGAGCCCACGACGGAAGCAGCAGAAACGGCGACGGCGGGCGUCCCGGAUGCACCGGAGACGGCCUAA
Messenger RNA from Sporothrix brasiliensis 5110, 1491 nucleotides. RefSeq lists its product as uncharacterized. Gene Ontology annotation, molecular function: methyltransferase activity. NCBI's taxonomy places the organism in Eukaryota, Fungi, Ascomycota, Sordariomycetes, Ophiostomatales, Ophiostomataceae. Bases 1 to 1491 code for a protein of 496 amino acids. The transcript has 3 exons. The record is from RefSeq and is a predicted model, not a curated record.